GAGGAAACAGAACGUGACGGGGCUGACGGCUUCGGGACUGGCUGGCACUGAGUCACUUCGUCUGGUCUGCCAAGUAUGGUGGCUUCGGCGGCGCUGCGCCGGCUCCGCUCCUCGCCGCGGCUCCGGCUUGCCGCCGCCGGCGCCUACCGUAGCGCGAGUGCCUCCGCCGUUGCCGUGGGGCUGGAGCGCAUGGAGGACCCGAGCCGCCGCAUCGUGGAGCUGGCCGCGGAGGGGCGCGUGUGGGACGCGCGCAGGCUGUUCGACGGGAUGCCCGACCGGGACGUGGUGGCCUGGACGGCGAUGGUGUCGGCGUACGCGCGGCGGGGGAUGCUGCGCGACGCGCGGGCGCUGUUCGACCGCCCCGACGCGCGCCGGAACGUGGUCACCUGGACGGCGCUCCUCUCCGGGUACGCGCGCGCCCGCCACGUCGACGAGGCUGAGGCGCUGUUCGAGCGGAUGCCCCAGCGGAACGUCGUCUCCUGGAACACGAUGUUGGAGGCGUACGUCGCGGCGGGCCGGGUGGAUGAUGCUCGCGCGCUGUUUGACCGCAUGCCGGUGAGGGAUGCUGGCUCGUGGAACAUUCUGCUGGCCGGACUGGUGCGGUCAGGGAGCGUGGAUAAUGCGCGAGAGCUGUUUGCAAGAAUGCCAGAUAGGGAUGUGAUGGCUUAUACGACCAUGGUUACCGGCAUUGCGCGGUACGGUAAUGUUGAUGAAGCUCGAGUGUUGUUCGAUGUCAUGCCAAACAGGAAUGUGGUUUCUUGGAAUGCCAUGAUCUCUGGGUACUUAAGUAAUGACAGGAUUGAUGAAGCGCUGGAUUUGUUCAUGAAGAUGCACAGGAGGGAUGUUGCUUCUUGGAACAUUAUGAUUAACGGUUUUAUCCAGAGAAAAGAUUUGAGGAGGGCACGGGAGCUAUUUGAUGAGGCGCCUGAAAGGAAUGUUGUCACGUGGACUACCAUGAUGAACGGUUACUUGCAGGGCAUGCAAAGUGAAAUGGCAUUGGGUUUCUUUAACGGUAUGCUUACGGCAGGUAUCAGACCAAACAAGGUGACAUUUUUGGGUGCUCUUGAUGCAUGCAGCAACCUUGCGGCACUCUGUGAAGGGCAGCAGGUGCAUCAAAUGAUAUGCAAAACAGCAGUUCAGUUUGAUACUUUUGUCGAGUCCGCCCUGAUGAAUGUAUAUUCCAAGUGUGGUGAAAUUGGGUUGGCAAGAAAGUUGUUUGAUCUUUCUAGGGAGAAGGACUUGAUCUCUUGGAAUGGAAUCAUUGCGGCAUAUGCGCAUCAUGGUGUUGGCAUAGAAGCUAUACUCCUGUAUGACAAGAUGCAAGAAAAUGGAUAUAAGCCUAAUGAUGUCACAUAUGUGGUGUUGCUCUCAGCAUGUAGCCACUCUGGUUUGGUUGAUGAAGGGCUUAAGAUCUUUGAAUCAAUGGUUAAAGAUAGGUCAGUUGCAGUGCGUGAUGAACAUUAUACUAGCUUGAUUGAUCUUUGUAGCCGAGCAGGACGGCUUGAUGAUGCCAAAAGGUUAAUUCACUGCCUUAAGAUUAAGCCUGCAUCAGGUUCUGUCUGGAGUGCCCUUCUAGGUGGGUGUAAUGCACAUGGAAAUGUGAGCAUUGGCAAUUUGGCAGCUAGAAGUCUCUUAGAAGCAGAACCUGACAAUGCUGGAACCUAUACUCUCCUGUCUAACAUCUAUGCUUCUGCUGGUAAGUGGAAAGAAGCAGCACAGAUUAGGUCAGAGAUGAACAACCGUGGACUAAAGAAACAACCAGGAUGCAGUUGGAUUGAGGUGGCAAAUAAGGUUCAUGUAUUUGUAUCACGUGAUAAGUCCCACAGUGAAUCUGACUUGAUCAAUGGUCUGGUACAAGAUAUCCAUCACAUGAUGAGGAUUGCUGGAACUGUUCCCACUGACAAUAUGCUAGUUGAUGAGGAGGUAGUGGCUAUUUAGUUACAAUCGGAAGUCGUUUCAUUUGAAUUGCAAGGAUUCAGUCAAACAAAGUAACCUCCAGCAUUCAAUCCAGCCUUCUAGAGUUUGUUUGGCGUCCAUAAAGCGGCUGUCUUGUCAUCUGAAUCUUGACUCCUCGGGUUCUGGAUCAUGCCUUGCCAACUUUGCUAAUUUCUUUAGCACCUUCUGUCUCAGGUUGUCUGAUUCACCUCCAAGAAACUUUUCUUUAUCCUUAUCCAUGGAUUUCAACCUCAGACUCAUCUUUGCCGUGAAGUCCUUGGAAACAAGUUCAGCUGCUAAGGUGCUUACAAUCAUGGCAUCAUACCAUGCUUACCAAUCCUUCAGCAUGCAGAUGAAAGGCCAUGCUUAGCUUGGACUUCCAGUCUCAGGCUCCAGUUGACAAAAGAAGUUUGGACACACCAAAAAGCAAAAACUUUCAUGCAGAUCUCCUGGUGGCAAUGAACACAGUACUAGCAAUAACUUCAGAAACUAGCUACCUUGAGCAGGUGAGGAGAAACUAGCUAACUUGUGCAGGUGAGGAGAACUUGCCAAUCUCAAACAUGCAGCAAAGAGUUCCGGAGCACUGGUCUUGUUGUUUUGGAAGAGAAAGGCGGUUUCAUGUGCCAGAGUAAUAACAAUGGAUAUGGAUAUGUUUGCUCUGCUGCUGGUUCUUCAAUUGAUGUGCUGGAGAUUUUUGACGUACGCACGCAAGGUGCCAAACAAAUAAUCCGCUAUUCUUUGCCUUAGAAGGUCGAGUAUGAUCCCCGGUUGAUUCACUACAAGCAGCUUUUGGACGUGUUUUGGGCAAGUCAUGAUCCACGGGAGGUGUUUGGGCAAGGGCCAGAUGUUGGCAACCAGUACAGAUCUGUCAUCUUCACUAAUGGAACCAUUGAGGCCGGAUUGGCUGCUCUUAGCAAA
Molecule: messenger RNA, 2853 nt
Organism: Panicum hallii
Lineage: Eukaryota; Viridiplantae; Streptophyta; Magnoliopsida; Poales; Poaceae
Product: pentatricopeptide repeat-containing protein At2g35030, mitochondrial
Exons: 4
Coding region: 76-1938 (620 amino acids)
Biological process (GO): RNA modification
Molecular function (GO): protein binding; RNA binding
Source: RefSeq, a predicted model, not a curated record